Molecule: messenger RNA, 2536 nt
Organism: Cyprinus carpio (common carp)
Lineage: Eukaryota; Metazoa; Chordata; Actinopteri; Cypriniformes; Cyprinidae
Gene: dapk3
Product: death-associated protein kinase 3
Exons: 9
Coding region: 156-1517 (453 amino acids)
Biological process (GO): positive regulation of apoptotic process; intracellular signal transduction; protein phosphorylation
Cellular component (GO): nucleus; cytoplasm
Molecular function (GO): ATP binding; protein serine/threonine kinase activity
Source: RefSeq, a predicted model, not a curated record
UAGAUAGCAUUGUUAUAGAUAACAUUAUUAAAAACAAUCUAAGAGAAAACCUUACAUAUUUAUUCCGUAAUAUGUUUUGUGUGUCAGCGUACGAAGCUUACCGGUCUUCGUUGGUUGUUGCUUUUAAAGAUUGAUACAUUUGAAGUCAGCAAAUCAUGGCUGGCUUCAGGCAGGAGAAUGUGGAGCUGUACUAUGAAAUGGGAGAGGAGUUAGGAAGUGGGCAGUUUGCCAUUGUGCGUAAAUGUAAAGAAAAGAGCACCGGAACAGAAUACGCCGCCAAGUUUAUCAAGAAGAGACGCCUGUCAUCCAGCCGACGAGGCGUGAGCCGAGAGGAGAUUGAGCGAGAAGUGAACAUCCUUCGAGAGAUCCAACACAGCAACAUCAUCACCCUCCAUGACAUCUUUGAGAACAAGACCGACGUGAUCCUGAUUCUGGAGCUGGUGUCUGGAGGGGAGCUGUUUGACUUCCUGGCUGAGAAGGAGUCACUGACUGAGGAGGAGGCCACACAGUUCCUCAAGCAGAUCCUGGAUGGAGUUCACUACCUCCACUCGAAACGCAUAGCACACUUUGACUUGAAGCCUGAGAACAUAAUGCUGCUGGAUAAAAAUGUGCCGAACCCCAGAAUCAAGCUGAUAGAUUUUGGAAUUGCUCAUCAGAUUAAGGAUGGAAAUGAAUUUAAAAACAUCUUCGGAACUCCUGAGUUUGUUGCACCGGAAAUUGUGAAUUAUGAGCCUCUUGGCCUGGAAGCAGAUAUGUGGAGCAUUGGAGUUAUCACAUAUAUACUCUUGAGUGGUGCUUCUCCGUUUCUUGGCGAGACCAAACAAGAAACACUUACCAACAUUUCAGCUGUCAACUAUGACUUUGAUGAAGAGUACUUCAGUAACACAAGUGAGCUCGCCAAGGACUUCAUUCGCCGACUGCUGGUCAAGGAUCCUAAGAAGAGAAUGACAAUCGAAGACAGUCUCCAGCAUCCCUGGAUCAAGGUGAUUAAGAGGCGUAAUGUUCGGCCUGAGGAGUGCGAGCGCAAGACAGAGCGCAGGCGUCUGAAGACCACCCGUCUAAAGGAGUACACCAUCAAAUCCCACUCCAGCAUGCCUCCCAACAACACCUACGUCAACUUUGAGCGCUUCUCCCAGGUCAUGGAGGAGAUCUCAGCAGCCGAGGAAGGUCUACGAGAGCUGGAGAAGAACCAGCGCUCCUGCGCUGAGGACGUGGCCGCUCUGCUCUCCAUCUAUGAGGAGAAAGAAAGCUGGUACAAGGAGGAGAACGAAAGCAUCGCUGCAGAUCUGAAUCAGAUCAAACAGGAGCUGCAGAAAGCACAAGCCCUGCGCAGACAGAGCCAAGAAGAGGCCCGUGCCGCCAUGCUGUCAGCCAAUGCCCUCAAACGCAAGUUUGGCCGGUUGGAGAACCGCUACGAAGUGCUCGCUGAGCAGAUGGUCUCCGAGGUGCGCUGGGUGGAAGAGCUGGUGCGCUCGAUUUCAGCUGAAAAUGACACUCGCAGCACCAGCGUGGCUUGAGCUGCUCUGUUUGUUUUCUGAACGCAGUGACUAUCUAAUAUCUUCGCUUGGUAUGUGCAGGGCAUAUAUAGAGUAUUAAACUUCGCAAUAAGCUUCAUGUAAGCCUGUAGAGUUCAUAUUACUCCUAGAACAAAAGCAUUGCAAAAUUAUAUUUUCUAUAAAUGCUGAGUGAGUGAGGGUGUGCAUGUGUUUCGCUUGUGCAUUGCAGUAUCCUUAUGUGAUGCCGGUCUGUUACAGCUGAAGCAAGCAUUUUAGUAUUUUUAAUUGUCACCUCAAAAAAUAUACAUGCUGGAUCAGUAGAUAAAAAUGAGUUUAUUUACAGUUCUAUUACAGCACUCAGAGCAAAGCAUAUUAUUAAUGUACAUUGUGACUAAUGCACUACACAGUCCUCUAUGAGGAAUUGAAAAAUCUCAAGAUGCCGGUUGCUUUUGUUGCUCUGCAUGUCCACUUUUCCUGUGCAAAUCGAAUUCUAAUUUUAUGAUAUGAGACAAAGAAAAUGACUUCUACACUUACGAUAGUCCUAAAUGCUGUCUUGAAUGAUCUGUAAUCUGUAAUUUACUUACCUUCAUACCAUUCCAAAUCCGUGUGACUUAUUUUCCCCUGUGGAAAACAAAAAUUCUAUUUUUAAAAAAUGUCUUAGUGUUUAUAUAGUCAUAGUAUGUUCAAAACAGUUGAAACAUUCUGUUCUGCAGAAAAAAAGGAAGUUUUGAGGUUUGGAACGACAUGAGGGUGAGUAAGUGAUAAAAUAAUUUUCAUUUUUGGGUGAACUAUUGCUUUAACGCUUUUCUUUUGUUCAAAACACACACUUCAAACAUUCCAUUUUUUAUAUGACAUUCCAUAUGCAAGUGAGCAUCAGUAUCUGGAAGUGGUUGUGCUCAUUUUUAGUCAAGUCAUAGCAAUAUUCAUAUCUGUUGGCUUACAGUACUGUACCUGUUAUUAUAUUGUUUUAUUUACAACAAGUUUCUAUAUAUAUAAAUAUACAUCAGAAAAGUCCAUUUAAAUAAAAGAAUUGAAGAAGA